Messenger RNA from Soboliphyme baturini, 639 nucleotides. Lineage: Eukaryota; Metazoa; Nematoda; Enoplea; Dioctophymatida; Soboliphymatidae. The record is from the annotation of a GenBank genome assembly.
AUGAUGAAGAAGGAAUCGUCGCCAUUUUCACCGUCCAUGUCAACUUGCCCGAUGUGGCAAACAAGGACGGAAACCUGUUUCAGACGCGCCGGUGCUGACCUUGCAUCGCACAGAACAUCACUGAACCUGCGAGGCGCAGGACUCGCCCCAAACCACAACCUCGGCCGAAUGCAUCUGCACGAACGAGCUCACGAGCGAAACUGUGAGCUGGUUCUUGGGCAAGGAAAGGAAAUACACGUGAAGAAACGACGGCUUGGCUGCCAGCUACGCCUCGCUGGCCUUCGUCGUAAUGAGGCCGCUUCUGACAAGGCUGAGAUAGUGGCGGUAGAGGUAGCAGCAGCAGCACCUUCUUCUGACAUUCGCCUCACCAGCAACAACGAUGAUCGGCUGUCUGGCAGAUCGAUGCCAACGUGGAAGGCAAGCGAAGCAAAAGCGAACUAUUUCGGACCCGCUGCACGGCCGUUGAUCACUAUGACUCAGAGAGGCGAGCCGAGGCGAGGCGAAGUGAAGCGAGGAGACGAGAGGAGAGGCGAGGCGAGGAUAAACGAGCAGUGGACGGUGAUGGGGCGCUUUUGCACGCCAAUCAAUUCGUCAUCGUUCGCCAAUGGCUUCAACGGAUUCGUUCGUUCGUUCGAUUAA